Molecule: messenger RNA, 755 nt
Organism: Mobula hypostoma (lesser devil ray)
Lineage: Eukaryota; Metazoa; Chordata; Chondrichthyes; Myliobatiformes; Myliobatidae
Gene: dmac1
Product: distal membrane arm assembly component 1
Exons: 2
Coding region: 172-480 (102 amino acids)
Biological process (GO): mitochondrial respiratory chain complex I assembly
Cellular component (GO): mitochondrial inner membrane
Source: RefSeq, a predicted model, not a curated record
CAAACUAAAUGUUUCUUUUAUAACCUUAAUUGUAUCUAACUCGACGAUUUUGGACACCGGUAAUGACAAAUGCAACAGCCGGUUGUCCGAGGGAAGCAGUAGGCCCGGACACAAUCCGUGUGAAAGGAGUCCGUCGGUUUAGUGGUCCGGGUGGCCUUUGCGGGAAGGUCGAUGGCAGCUCCGGGGACCAGCGAGGCGGCCGCUCCCGCUCGCCGGUUGUUUCGUGACUGCUGGGGCUGCCGGGUGGUGUGCGGGGGCGGCCUGCUGGCUGCCAGCGGCUACGUUUACGCCUCGGCCCGCGGGGUGAUGAAGAAGGGAGGACCGACCCGGAUGGGCACCGUGGGCCAGAUCGUCUUCGCCCUGAGCUUGCUAUCCUUGGGUCUGGUCAUCAUGGUCGAUCCUGUUGACAAGUCUCACCCGAAGUACAGAGGAGCACCGGGCCUACAAAGCAAACCAGGAGAGCCGUCCAGCAGACCUUGACUGACCUUGCUUCAGCACAAAAGGGAAAGUUUGGUGACUUCUGUGAAAAAUUUCUCUUUGGGGGGGGGAAGAGUGAAAAAAAAAGAACUUUCACACAGUGGAAGGAAUUAUUUCUAAAGACUUGAGGUGCCCAGAUGGGGCGGGUUGGGGUGACAUGGGGGAAGUACAUCGUGUCAUUGUGUGCGCUUGUGUUAAUCAACGUUUCUGUACACGUUCGGUAUUGGAAAUAUGCCAUGGAGUUUGCUCAUCAAAUAAAUUAAACAUCUUACUGGAAA